AGCCGGAAGCGAUGCUAGGAACCGGCGCUGGCUGGCGAGGAUGAGGCCCCGGUGGCCCCUCUGGGGGUCUGCCCUGCUGCUGGGGGGGCUCCUGGCCGGACUUACUGAAAGGGACCUUUGUAUGUUUUGGAGACUGCAUGAAAAGACGAAACAGUCAAGUCAGGCUUCUGCAGAACAAGAGCCUCACUGACUUGGAAGAGAGCCCAAAGGCCACCCAGCCAUGCAGGAACUCACAAUCAGAGUACCCCCAACAGACCUCCAAAGAAGAGGCUCCGCCACUCUCUGAGUCGGCAUAUUGCACCUUUGAACAACUUCCUAAUAUAGCAGCUGAAACAGAUGAAGCUACUGACUUGCUGUCUGAAAAGUUAAGCGAAACAACUCCAGCGUUCCUCCCAGAAAGCAGUCAUGUGCAUGCAAGGCAAGAUGGGCCUAAAGAACCAAUACAGUACAGGACGGCAGAGAUUGCUGACGCUAUGAUGGGUAACAGCAUGCCAGCAGGUCAAUCAGUGGAACUUUCCGUUAUUCCAGCGAAGAUAAAGGAAGGGUAUGUCUCUAAGAUGGACACUGGCACCUGUGAUGCAGCAGUCGAUGGUGAAUGCAGCGCACAAGAAGUUGUUUCAUCUUUAUCUCAGCCAGGAUCUCAUGCUCAGGAGACACUAAUAGAACAACCUGUAGUUCUGGAAGCAGUGCAUCCUAUAUCAGCAGAGGACUCUAAUAGUACAGACAGUAUGAAAACUCCAAAAGUUAGCUGUGAAGAAAGAAACAUUACAGGAAUGACAAAUUUCACAUUACAAAUCUUGAAUAUUUCCCAAGAUUUAAUGGAGUUCUUAAAUCCAAAUGGCAGUGACUGUACCUUAGUCUUGUUCUAUACCCCUUGGUGCCGUUUCUCUGCAAAUCUAGCUCCUCAUUUUAAUUCCUUGCCGCGAGCAUUCCCAACUCUUCAUUUCCUGGCCUUGGAUGCUUCUCAACACAGCAGUUUGUCAACCAGAUUUGGAACCGUGGCUGUUCCCAACAUCCUCCUUUUUCAAGGAGCUAAACCCAUGGCAAGAUUUAAUCAUACAGAUCGAACCUUGGAAACACUGAAGGCUUUCAUUUUUAAUCAGACAGGAAUAGAACCCAAGGCUGAUGUGACAGUCACUGAAGAAGAUCAGGCUGGUCCCUUGCCCAGCACACUGAGUAGAGGAGUAGACUGGCUUCUUUUAUUUUCUUUAUUGUUUCUUAUCAGUUUCAUCAUGUAUGCUACCAUUCGUACUGAAAGUAUUCGGUGGUUAAUACCUGGUCAAGAUCAGGAGCAUCAGGAAUGACAUGUAAAACAAGAACUCUUGUAUUUUCAUAACAAGUUAAAAGUACAUAAAAUUGAACAAUGGAUCAACUCUUUGCCUUCUUUUGAGCCAGAACUGUGUUCGUCAUAUAUUCAAAAUCACACAGCAUCAUUUUGCUGUUAAUAUUUAUAGUAGAGAUAUGAAAAGGUGCAGCAGAAAAUAAAAUGGUGAUGAGCAA
Messenger RNA from Sceloporus undulatus (fence lizard), 1500 nucleotides. RefSeq names its product thioredoxin domain containing 15 (gene TXNDC15). Bases 138 to 1304 code for a protein of 388 amino acids. The transcript has 6 exons. Gene Ontology annotation, cellular component: cilium. Gene Ontology annotation, biological process: cilium assembly. The record is from RefSeq and is a predicted model, not a curated record. NCBI's taxonomy places the organism in Eukaryota, Metazoa, Chordata, Lepidosauria, Squamata, Phrynosomatidae.